AUGUCUGACGCCGUUCCUCCCCUUCCUCUACUUACCCAAGAACAAGAGGAUGCAACCUUGCAUGCCCGUGUGCACAAUGUAAACAACGACAAGGCCAUCAAUAAACUCAUGAAGCGCCUCCAGGCAUACCUGGCACGCAACUUUGCAUACAUAUCCUAUCAAAACAAUCCAGACCCCUCCCUGGCUACUCUAGUCACUCUCGAAGAAGUCGAGAACGCGCGUGAUGAAUUCCUGGUCGAGUUGGCAUCAUUUAGGCUGAGCAUGCGGAAAAACACUCUCGUGAUUGAUGCGGAAGGUCGUCAGGCGCAGCAAUAUAAAGAUGAAAUUGAGAGCAUUGCCAGGGAGCAUGAAGCUACGAAGCUUGACAUUGAAAAUCUACGCCUCACACUGGAACAAGAACAGACCUUCCGAAAACGUAAACAAGAAUAUGACUUGGUGGCUGAAAAGAUAAAUGACUAUCCGUCACGAACGGAGCUUACGGCCGACAUUGCUGCGCUGGAUGACGAAUUGUCUACUAUUCGGGCUGCACGCGAGGACCACAAUGAGAAUCUGGCGGCACGCCGUGCGGUACUUGACACUCUGGUUCAACAAAUCCACUCUCUUCGACAGAUGGGCAAACCCCAAGAUGGCUCUGACCCAACACCAGGUUCUGCCGAGCUAGCGCAUGGUACCCACCAAUUAAAUCCCGCUGCACGCCCGUUUGUGCCGGGUCACUCAGUAGGUGAAACCCCGACUCCAGGCCCAGGAACACCACUUGCCCCUGCACCAGCUGUGGCAAAGCCCGAAAGUGAUGAUGAUAUCGAGAUGGGGGAGGUGGCGGAAGAGGCAGAGGCAGGCGAAGUGGAGGACAGGGACAAGUGGAGCAAACCCAAGUCCAAAUCUCGGAGGCCGGACGACGAGAUGGAAGAGGGUGAGGCAUCGGACGGAACUGGCGAGCCAAUAGACUCUUGA
Rhizoctonia solani is the source of this 951-nucleotide messenger RNA. RefSeq names its product THOC7 domain-containing protein. The transcript has 4 exons. Bases 1 to 951 code for a protein of 316 amino acids. The record is from RefSeq and is a predicted model, not a curated record. Gene Ontology annotation, cellular component: THO complex part of transcription export complex. Lineage: Eukaryota; Fungi; Basidiomycota; Agaricomycetes; Cantharellales; Ceratobasidiaceae. Gene Ontology annotation, biological process: mRNA processing.